Rotaria socialis is the source of this 369-nucleotide messenger RNA. NCBI's taxonomy places the organism in Eukaryota, Metazoa, Rotifera, Eurotatoria, Philodinida, Philodinidae. The record is from the annotation of a GenBank genome assembly.
AUGAUUGACUUCGAAUCUUCAAUUCGUUCGCGACCAUAUGUGGCUGAUUUCCAAACGGAUUGUGAAGUAGCAAUAUUCUCUCUUAUCUACAGUUGGAAAGAUGGUUUUACAGACUUAACCAGUAUGCCACGCAUUGUUUACGAACGUGAUGGUACAUUAGGUCGUGUAACUGGAUUUUUAUUAGGCAUCUUAAAUCGUUUAUUCAAACUCAUCGUGGGAACCCUUGGAUCACUAAUUUGGUUGUUUCGUGGUGUUUAUGCGAAUAUAAACGAUAAAAUAUUAAUCAAUAAAGAACUCGAAAUAUGCACUCUGAAUACACUUGGUCUCGAUUCAUCAGCAUUAUCAACAAUGAUGAAUAAACAACACUGA